UCUGCUUCUAGGUUGCUGUGAGGAAGUAGCUUCCCUGGAGCCAGGCAGGGCCCUGUUUGCCUCACGGAGCUAAGGUGGUCUUUCUGGGCUGCUGUUUGAGCCCGGGGGUGGGGUGGGGGGCCUGUGAGGGCAGUCCUGGCCAACCCCAGACAGACAGCUGAGCCCAAUUUGGGCUGAUGAGUCUCUCAACCCCCUGGAUUUUUUCUGGGAGCAGGAGCAGCUUUAGAAUGCCAUCUGGGGUUGGAGUUGAGCUAGGGCCACCCUCACACCAGCUGUGGAUCUUGAACAAGGGCGGGCCGGGCUCCCCGGAGUCCCGACCAACUGCUGCCUCCACCCGUUCUAGAGCUAGCAAACUCUUACCUUGGCCUCCAUCUGGUGCCUUGAGGGUGUGGCCCUGUCUCCGGCCACCACCCUUCCUUGUCUAGACUUGCCUGAGUAGAGAGGAACUUGUGGGGAAAUCUCCCAGCAGGGGCUGUCCCUGCUUUGGUGUGCCAUGGGGUUAGCCAUGUAUGAGUGUCACCCGGGGACUGUGGGAAGGGGUCCCUUGGAGCAAGAUUCCCUAGCCAAGGAACUGUAGGUUUCAAAACAGCUCAAGCCUUCAAAGCUCCAGCUGCGCCGUGCUAUCGUGGCACUGAGGGUGGGUAGCUGGGUGCAGCAAACCCGGGCGACGCUGAAAAGGCCUUUGCCAAGCCGUCACCCAGGCCCUCCCUGGCCUUUCCGGCCACCAGCCCCCUCCCCCCACCUCACGCUGAACCCCAGAUCAGGGAAGGCGCGGGAGGGGACGGCCUCGCGCAGCACUGGGGUCCUCGGCGCGCCCCGUCACUGAGGGGGAGGGGAGGGGGCAGCGGCGCGCGGGGCGGGGUCGCGCAGGCUCCGCCCCGGCCGCACGCCUGCCCGCGCCGCCCAUUGGUCCUGAGAGCGGUGACUCGCGGGCAGAGCAGGAAGGAAACCGCUCCCGAGCGCGGCGGCGUCGUCUCCAGGCCGUGCGGCUGCCGCUACAGCCAGCCAUCCGUCCGCUUGUCGGCUUGCCAGUCCACCCGCAGCAUGAGCGGCCUGCGCGUCUACAGCACGUCGGUCACCGGCUCCCGCGAAAUCAAGUCCCAGCAGAGCGAGGUGACCCGCAUCCUGGAUGGGAAGCGCAUCCAGUACCAGCUAGUGGACAUCUCCCAGGACAACGCCCUGCGGGAUGAGAUGCGAGCCUUGGCGGGCAACCCCAAGGCCACCCCACCCCAGAUUGUCAACGGGGACCAGUACUGUGGGGACUAUGAGCUUUUCGUGGAGGCUGUGGAACAAAACACACUGCAGGAGUUCCUGAAACUGGCCUGAGCCCACUGGACUCCCAUCACCACGUCCCCCCGCAGCCACCGCCGGCCAUGAAGGACCUUGUGACCAACUCCCUGUCAUUCCUAGCCUUCCGACCUUGGAAUCUCUCCCCGCAACCCAAGCCCCCCUCCUCCCCUUCUCUAAUUUAGCCCCCUCUUCUCCAUUCAAAGGCAACAUUCCUUACCCACUAGUCUCAGAAAUUGUCUUAAGCAACAGCCCAAGUGCUGGCUGUUGUCAGCCAGGCCCUGAGGCUGCCACCCUGCCUGGCACUGGCUGAUGGGCACCUUUGUGGGUUCCAUUAGCCAGGGCUCUGCCAAAGGCCCCGCAUUCCUUGUCCCCUAGAGACAAUUAAAUGUCCCAUUCCACUGA
Messenger RNA from Leopardus geoffroyi (Geoffroy's cat), 1692 nucleotides. It is a transcript of the gene SH3BGRL3, whose product is annotated as SH3 domain binding glutamate rich protein like 3. NCBI's taxonomy places the organism in Eukaryota, Metazoa, Chordata, Mammalia, Carnivora, Felidae. The coding region runs from base 1045 to 1326 and encodes 93 amino acids. The record is from RefSeq and is a predicted model, not a curated record. Gene Ontology annotation, cellular component: cytoplasm. The transcript has 3 exons.